Molecule: messenger RNA, 2322 nt
Organism: Papilio polytes (common Mormon)
Lineage: Eukaryota; Metazoa; Arthropoda; Insecta; Lepidoptera; Papilionidae
Gene: Sin1
Product: stress-activated map kinase-interacting protein 1
Exons: 6
Coding region: 103-1686 (527 amino acids)
Biological process (GO): TORC2 signaling
Cellular component (GO): cytoplasm; plasma membrane; TORC2 complex
Molecular function (GO): phosphatidylinositol-4,5-bisphosphate binding
Source: RefSeq, a predicted model, not a curated record
CCAUCUAUUUUGACACAUGACAUGUGUUUAAUUUCAAUUUCGAGCCGCAAACUAUAAUAUUAAGAAAACAAAUCAAAACUAAUAUUAUCUUAGGCUCAGACAAUGGCUACUUAUGAUAAUAAAGUAUGGCUCUUAAAGAAUAUCCGAGAAGCAUUUAUUGCGACCGAUGAUACAGGUUUAUGUGAUAUUGUAAUGGGUGGUGAAGAUUUUUCGAAGAUAUUUCAAAAUAAAGCCAUCGAGGAAAAAAAGAAAUAUAAAGAGGGAAUUCUGUAUCAACCUAGCACCAGUAAGCUUAAAGAACUUAGUUCAGACUGUAGCGAUGAAAGAGAAUUGGUGACACAAUUUGACGCUUAUCCUGAUAUGGAAGAUAGUGAAGAAGAUGAUCUAGUUUGCGGUAGCUAUAUACGUCACGAAGAUUUCUUGCCUCACAGGCAGAGGUCAAACACAACAUUGUGGCUCGAUAAAAAGGAACAAGCUUUAAAGAAGGCAGCUAAAAUUAAAGUUAUAAAAUGGGAAGAUCCAACUACAAAACUUACAGAGGAACAAAUGGCAGAAACCUUUGCAAAGAUGGAGGUGAAAAAGAUUGAAAAGAAGAAAUCAUUAUUGGCUGAACAAUUGGAACAUUGCCCUGACCUUCCUCACCGCCAAUACCUUGAGUAUGCAAAGUUUGAUGGCACAGCACAACUAGGUCUGCCUAUAAAGUCAUUUAAAAUCUUUAUGACAAUGUUGCCAGAGAAACAUCAAAAUUAUCCAUUAGUGGUAUGUGUUAUUGCCAGCGCCAAAAUUAAAGAUUUGAUAGGAUUUACAUGCUAUAAAUACAGCAUUGAACAUCCAGAAAUAGCUCUUGGAUCUGUGAAUGAGUAUGGACUUUGUAUUGCGGAAGAUGAUGGAGAAGUUGACUUGGCAUUUCCCUGUUUGGACGCUAAUGAGCCCUGCUCUAAGUUUGGUUUUACAUGUCUUGGUCUAAUUGAUUUGAAAACAAAGAUCAUUAUAGACAGAGCAACAGAUUCGAUUCCUGAUUAUUCAGUGAUGAGUGGAGCUUUUCAUGUGUUCCCAAAAGCAUCAGAUUCAGGCCAAAGUCAUCAUAACACAUCCAGACAUAACACAGGAGGCAGCUCAACAUCAGAAGCAGUAAGAAGUGCUAUCAGAGCCGUUAAUGAAGAAAGAAAAGCAGGUGGAUUGAAUGUAGAUAAAAUGCAGUCUCAUAUAAUAGCAACAGAAGCACCGCAGUGUAAAGCUUACAAAGUACAUUUGUUAAGAAAAGUCAGAACUAAUACUCUGGUACAGUUGGUGAUAUCAUUAGAUAGGAUUGAAAUUGAACCUAUUGUCACACAUAAGCAUGCAUUUUGGUCAAGAUCUAAAUAUUUCCUGCACAGUAUAGACUCUGUGGCGUGGUGUCAGAUAUUAGAGUCAAAAGCUAAUAAAACCACUUUUAGGAUAGUUUAUUCAACUAGUCAUAAUACAUCUUUAAAUGACAGGACUGCAGGUAACCCAAAUUUCUUCCAUCCAAACACAACAUACAAAUGUCACGAUUUUGAAUGUGAUCACGAAACAGGCAAAGAAAUCGUUGAGAAAAUAAACACAAUAUUAGAUCUCAGGAAUAGUCCAUGCCGUAGAGAAUACAAGACUGCUAAAGAGAAAAAGUUACAAACCCGAAGAAGUUUUCACACAAAGCAAACAAGUUGAGUUCUAAAGACUGUUAUAGUGUAAAUAAAUGUUUAAAGUUCCUGAACAGUAUGGUUUCUUAAUGACUGAAGUGAACACAAUAACUGCCAUACAAGACAUAUAUAUUUAACAGUAUCUUUUGCUAUAUUUUCACAGGAAAAAAUUGUUUUAUGUGCAUUAAAUUACACAAACUACUUAUCUAUGUAAUUAUUAUUUCCUUCAGUUUAAAAAAGUGUUUUUAAUAAUACCAGUGGAUACUGAAACAUAUUUUUAUGUGUACUUGUAAAAGUUAAAAAUGGUGUAUCAAAUAUGAAAGAUUAAUAAUAAUGGCCUCGUUUAAAUACCCACCUUUCUAUUUAUAGAUAAAAUUAUAAAUGGAUCUUAGACUACCUAUGUGGUAUAUCUGUUUACAAGUAUUUUCCAAAUUAAAUAUAUGAAAUUGCUUCAUAUUCAGUUUACAAAUAUUCAAACAUUUAAUCUGAUUCAAAAUUAUAUAACUUUUAACAUGUAUGAAUAACAAAUGUCUUUAAUAGUACUAAAAUCUUGAAAAAAAUUAUAAUUUUGCUUUCUCUCAAAAACAACAAACUACAGAUAAAUAAGCAGUGUUAAAGCACUUUUAAGCUUAAAUCUUUUAUGUUAUUCAGUCAUUUAUAUGCU